Molecule: messenger RNA, 498 nt
Organism: Knipowitschia caucasica
Lineage: Eukaryota; Metazoa; Chordata; Actinopteri; Gobiiformes; Gobiidae
Source: the annotation of a GenBank genome assembly
AUGUUCUCCUCAGACUCCCUACAGGAGGGCCAGGGGGGGGGGGGGUUUGGGGGGGGGGGGGGGGGUGGGGGGUGGGGGGGGGGUGGGGGGGGGGGGGGGGGGGAUGUGGGGGGGGGGGGGGGGGGGGGGGGGCGGGGGGGGGGGGGGGGGGGGGGGGGGGGGGGGGGGGGGGGGGGGGGGGGGGGGGGGAUGAGUGGGUACCAGCCUCAGUGUGAGCGUGUGUGUUCGCCCUCUGCCCCUGUCCCGCAGACGCCUGUGUCUCGGUCCAGCCCUGUUUCACGUUUGGUCAGCCAAUGGUCCAUGCCGGCCUCCUCUCCCACCCGGACCCCUGCUUUACCCACACUAUUGAUGGCUGCUGAUGUUCUGGAGAGCGUCCAGCUGACCUCGACAGGCGGGGGAGCGAGAUGCAUCAUUGUCCAGAGAGGGACCCCAAGGAGAGGAGCUAAGCACAGCCGGACCGCUCCAACCGCGCAUCUGUCAACAGGACGGGGUCAUUAG